Messenger RNA from Pygocentrus nattereri (red-bellied piranha), 738 nucleotides. RefSeq names its product prolactin releasing hormone 2 (gene prlh2). The transcript is spliced from 3 exons. The record is from RefSeq and is a predicted model, not a curated record. Lineage: Eukaryota; Metazoa; Chordata; Actinopteri; Characiformes; Serrasalmidae. Gene Ontology annotation, molecular function: hormone activity. The coding region runs from base 151 to 510 and encodes 119 amino acids.
CAGAAGAGCGCAGAUAGGCCGCUAUAUAAACCACAUCUGCCUCUGCGUUUGCUGAGUGAACCGACGCAGACGGACCAAAGCGCGCUACUCGCUACAGCACCUGCUCCUCCAGAGCAAACCUCCACACACAGCCCUGAACCCACAUCCACCAUGCUGCCUGAGACCCUCACGCUCGCGCUGCCCUGCUCGCGCUCCCGGUGGGGCUCGGUGGUCGUCAUGGUGCUGCUCAUCCUGUCCGCCACCGCCACGUGCGCAUGCUGCACCACUGUAGAGCACGACCUCCACAUCGUCCACAAUGUGGAUAACAGAAGUCCAGAGAUUGACCCGUUCUGGUACGUGGGGCGCGGCGUGAGGCCUAUCGGUCGCUUCGGUAAGCGGGAGAGCCUGCGUAGUGUGCAGCCUGUGCUUGGUUCUCUCGAGCUGUUGCUCAGUGCCCUCCGAAGCGAGGAGGGCGCACGCGGGGUCAGGACCUCAGGCACUGCCCAUGACGAUGAGGACUGGCUACCGUGACCACGCCUCCAGCCACCAGCUUUACAUUUCUGUGUGUCCACAUUUCCCCCCAGAGUUUCUUCUCUCUGCUGAUGUUUUACCUUGUUUAUUUCACUGAACUCAAAUGGCAUUCUGUACAUAUGCAAAUGCAAUCUAUAUUGAUAAAUAAAUGGGUAAACAUCACGUGUUGUAAAUGCAUUCCAUAUGCUGUAACACAGCUGCACGUACAGAAUUGUCUUGAUGUACACU